Branchiostoma belcheri (Belcher's lancelet) is the source of this 3014-nucleotide messenger RNA. Its product is annotated as influenza virus NS1A-binding protein homolog A-like. Bases 98 to 2080 code for a protein of 660 amino acids. The transcript is spliced from 13 exons. NCBI's taxonomy places the organism in Eukaryota, Metazoa, Chordata, Leptocardii, Amphioxiformes, Branchiostomatidae. The record is from RefSeq and is a predicted model, not a curated record. Gene Ontology annotation, molecular function: protein binding.
CACGCUAGCUAGCUCCCUGUCUUCCCUCCCUUCAAAGCUGAUAUUUCCCCUGACUGGCCGCGUGCUCCGAGCACAGAGCUAGCACUGUACCAGCGGCAUGGUGAUUGUCAUGGACAUAUACCCUGAAGAGAAGCCAGAGAUGACGGGGGAUCCGGGAACGACCCAGCUGGUGUUUGAGGACCCGACGUACCUCACCACCACUAUGGGCCAGCUCAACGCACUGAGGAAAAACAGACAUUUCUGUGACGUUAUCCUGCAGGUUGGUCCAAACGACAUUCCGGCGCACCGUGCCUUACUGGCCUGCUGUAGUCCGUACCUGUUCGAGCUCUUCAACUCGGAAGUGGAGGGCAGCAACCACCUGAGGUACCAGAUCGAGAACGCCAGCCCUGCCGCGGUCGAGAAACUUGUCGACUUUGCCUACACUUCAAGAUUGUGCGUCCAGGGAGAGCAUGUUUGUGACUUGUACUCAGCGGCCAAACUGUUCCGUAUGGAGAGUGUGAGAAAAACCUGCUCCAACUACCUGGCCACACACCUUACACCCGCCAACAGUGUCGGUGUGAGAUCGUUUGCCUACGCCGUUAACGACCACGAACUCAUCAGUGUGGUAGACAAGUACAUCAGGGACAACAUCAUGGAGGUUUCAGUCAACAAGGAAUUCCUGCUGCUGCCUCGACUGCAGGUUGAGUUGAUCAGAAAAGAAGCGGACACCCCGUCCAGCAUCGGAGACCUGACUCUCUUCAACCUGGUGGUGGAGUGGGCACAGAAACUGGUGGCAGACAGCACUGAGGACGUCAAGGACCUUAUGGAGCAGGUGCACCUUAUGUUGUUGACCCCGGAGCUACAACUGAUCGACUGCGAAGAGGCCGACCAGGACCUGGCGGGCGGAGAUGAGGUUAUCCUGGACUACCAGCGCCGCGCCGUGCGUAAGAAGUCGACCACGACGCCACACAAGAGGCGGGAGGGCCAACAGAACGGACACAGGAGCCCGCGCAGCCCCACAAGCCUCCGCGCCGCGCGGAAGCUCAUCAUGGACACAGAGGACAACUGUGGCUGGGGACUCAUCGCAGCAACACAGACCUCGGACCACAGCUAUGUGUGCAUCGCGAUGCUGGACGGGGGUCUGUCUGCGAUAACGCUGCACGAGCGGGCCCAGAGCCGCUGCGUGUCGCGCCAGACAUCCAUGGUGGAGGACAUCGGGGGCAGUAUGACCCUCAUGGAGCCCAUGAGUCACCCCCGCUGUGGAGCUGGUGCCGUGGAACUCAACGGGAAACUCAUCGCUGCAGGUGGCCAUAACCGUGAGGAGUGCCUUGACACCGUGGAGGCCUACGACCCGAGCCUGAACACCUGGACCCCGCUGCACGCCAUGUCCACCUCGCGCGGCCGGUUCGAGAUGGCCGUGCUCGAGGGAAAGCUGUACGCCGUUGGGGGGUCCAACGGCUCGGAGGAGCUCACCUCUGCGGAGUGCUACAACCCGAACACCAACGAGUGGAAAACUGUGGCCAACAGCAAGUUUAGCAGGUGUAGCUCAGGAGUUGCAGUACAGGAUGGUCUGCUGUAUGUAGUAGGUGGACAGAGUGGCCAGUGUGGUCUGCGCAGCUGUGAAGUCUACAACCCACAAACAGACACAUGGAACCCCAUCUCUCCACUCAACACUGGGCGUUACCAGACAGGUGUGUGUGCGUUGGACGGCAGUGUGUUCGCUGUAGGUGGAACUGACUCCUGGAACUGCCUGAGUUCAGCCGAGGCCUACAGCCCCGACGACGGACAGUGGAAAACCAUCGCUCCUCUCAAAACUGCCAGGCGCGGGGCUGGGGUAGCAGCUUACAAAGGUAAACUGUACGCGGUUGGCGGUUUUGACGGCGUGAGCUCGCUGGACUCGGUGGAGUGCUACGACCCGGACACCGGCAAGUGGACGUCGGUAGCAGGAAUGAACAUGCCGCGCUCCAACGUGGGAGUAGCCGUGGUGGACGGGCAUCUCUUCGCGGUGGGGGGCUUCGACGGACAGACAUUCCUCAACACCAUCGAGAGGUACAACGAUGAGACGAAUGAGUGGAGUUGUUUCACCACCACGCAAGACUAGCCUCUGUACCGUGAAGAAAAAGUUUACUACUCAGAAUUCCGGGAAAUGUAUUCACUUUAUGUAUCAUAUUCCUUUUUGUAUGUCAAGCAGCAGUAAGUCUCAAAAAAACUGUUUAUGAAGAAAAAAAAGGUUUGAUUUAGACCUUCAGAUACUUCUCUUGCAUGUAUAUGCAUCUAGAAAGGUUAACUGAAAGGAUAUCAGAGUAUUUAGACAUUUGGUAUAUGCAAUCAUGCCUGCAUUUAGUUUCCUCACCUGAAACUGCAUGCGAGAAAUUUGAAUUACGUAGCAAUGGAUGAUAACUUGCUUACCGAUUGACACUACGUACGGUCAGGUCAAUCGAUAUUAUUAUGUUCUAUGCAGUUUUGAUUCUCAAAAGUUCAUUGUUCGCAGGAUGACUUGCAAAAACUUUUGUAGAAAGAUGUUAUUCAUCCUCCAAAUUUGUAAAGAAAAGUUGUCAGGGAGUAUGAAAUGUUGAAAUCGUGGUUUCUUCCUGAUGUGAUGGUAUUGGGGAUUAAAAAGUUGUUUCGUAGCAGGAUGAAUUUAUAGAGAUUAUUUGAUGGUGAAGUUUCUAGAGGGAGCCGUGUUGUUUGUGUGGUGGGAUUUUUGUGUUGUGAAGUGCGAUGGAGUUAGUCAUGUUCUUGUAUCUACCAACUUGAUCCAUGCAACACACCACCUAGUAAUUCUGUACGUCUGAUUUCUUUGUAUGAUCAAAAUUCUUGUAUCCGUCCAAAAGUUGUCAGCUCUGUGGUAGACAUAACUGCCUUACUGGCCUUCAUUUGGAACCGUUUUGGGUUCCCUCCGACUCAGCUUUCUGACUUCUUAACACGUUUCAGUGGUAGACAAGUUUGAUUUUCUCAAUGAGAAUUUAUCUUCAUGGCCAACGAAGUCACCAAAGUGUAUCAUAUAGAUUGUAAAAACUAUGCUGCAAAAAAAA